UUCGGCAAUCAGAACAGAACAGGAUUGGAAUCCGGAGAACAGAACAGGAUUCGACUCCGGACCCCACUGGACUCCGCACUUAAUAAUUUCUCCGGUGAGUCCGGUCCAACUCACCAGCGGAAUAAAGGGCAAAUGCGGCAUCACCGGUGGCAAGCAUGGACGCCUUUUCGACCUCAUCCAUCUCACCUGCGCACUGCUUGCUCUACUCGCUCCCCUUCCCUUCGUCUACCUUUGGAGCUUGCCAGAAAAAUAGACCAGUGUUUGCCAUCGUGAGAAUGCCCGCAGCGUAUGGUGCUUCUGCCGAGUCCAAGCACGAAAGAAGCGGCGGAGGGUCCAACGGAGACAGAGAGAGAGAUAAAGAGAGGGAGAUGAAGGCGUGGGAGCGGAAGGAUGAGGUGAACCGAAAAAUAGCUUCGCAGAAGGCCAUCUCCGUAAUUCUUAGGAGGGAGGCCAUAAAGGACAUCAUUGAGAAGAUGGGGCCGAUAAAUUCGAGGAAGCUCCUUCCUCGGACCGUCCUGGAGGCACUCCAUGAGAGGAUUACAGCUCUUCGCUGGGAAUCUGCUCUCAAGGUGUUUGAUCUUCUUCGUGAGCAACUAUGGUACAAGCCCAAUCCAGGCAUCUAUAUUAAGCUAAUUGUGAUGCUUGGCAAAUGCAAACAGCCUAUAAAAGCCCAUGCACUGUUCCAAAACAUGUCUGAUGAGGGAUGCAUCAUAAACCAUGAGUCAUACACUGCCCUUGUUUCAGCCUAUGGCAGGAGCGGUCUUUUUGAUAAAGCAUUUUUCCUUCUUGAAAAUAUGAAGAUUACUGAUGGCUGUCAUCCGGAUGUUCAAACCUACUCUAUUCUCAUCAAGUCAUGCUUGCGUUACUUCAAAUUUGACGAAGUCCAGUUCCUAAUGUUGGACAUGAAAAACCUUGGAAUCAAGCCAAACACCGUCACCUACAAUACACUUAUUGAUGCUUAUGGGAAAGCAGGGAGAUUUGCAGAGAUGGAAUCUACGCUAAUGGAAAUGCUUGGGAACCAUGAUUGCAAGCCUGACAUCUGGACAAUGAAUGCUACUCUCCGAGCUUUUGGGGGAAGUGGGCAGAUUGAAAUGAUGGAAAAGUGCUAUGACAAGUUCAAAGGCUCAGGCAUCUCCCCUGAUAGUAAAACAUUUAACAUACUUAUAGAUUGUUAUGGCAAAGCUAGAAAAUAUAAGAAAAUGAGUGCAGUGAUGGAAUACAUGCAAAAAUAUUACUUCUCAUGGACGUUGGUCACCUACAACGUGGUCAUUGAUGCAUUUGGACGAGCAAGGGAUUUGAAAAGGAUGGAAUAUAUCUUUAGGUUAAUGAAGUCUGAAAGGAUGAAGCCAAACCGUGUUACUUUUUGCUCACUUAUCAGAGCAUAUGGCAGAGCCGAAGCAAUUGAUAAAAUAAAGGCUGUCUUGAGAUAUAUAGAGAACUCGGACGUAAUGUUAGACACAGUGUUCUUCAAUUGCUUGGUUGACGCAUAUGGGAGGGCAGGGUGCCUAAUAGAGAUGAGGGAGGUGUUGGAGCUGAUGCAGAAGAGAGGAUGCAGACCUGAUAAGAUCACAUAUAGCACCAUGAUAAAAUAUUACCUCAGCAGAGGAAUCAACGAUCAAAGAGUUCAAGAUCUUCAAGAUAUCAGCCAGGAAGAGGCCAUAUCACCGAGGAAGCUUAGUUCGCUAUCAGGAAGCUGAAAAAAUAAAAAAACAGUUUCUUUUCUUUCAAUGAAAUAGUCGUUGAUUCUUUCCAUUAACCAUUGUUCUCAUGUAGAAGGGAUAUUUUUAACUUUUUCUGCUAUUGUGCAGCUGACUAGUUGCACUUUGAGCAAGGUGCUGGGGAAGCUGUCACACCAUUCUGCUUUUCUUAAAGGUCCUGCAGCUUCUAAUGGAGUUUGAACAAGAGGGAAGCUAAUAGAAGAACUUUUCUCGCAUAAAGCAUAAUGCGAUGGGUGUUGAGAAAUUUGCAUCCUUUCGGCUGGUUAAUGCUGGUUUUGCAUGAGAUUUAUACUGUUAUAUUCUAAAUUCUAAAAAGGUGAAAGUACUAAAAUUAAUUUCUUUUAUACAUAAGAAAUUUCGAACAUAUAGUGCUUUAAAUUUUGUUUCAAUUAAAUUUACCGCA
Molecule: messenger RNA, 2121 nt
Organism: Dendrobium catenatum
Lineage: Eukaryota; Viridiplantae; Streptophyta; Magnoliopsida; Asparagales; Orchidaceae
Product: pentatricopeptide repeat-containing protein At5g48730, chloroplastic
Exons: 3
Coding region: 156-1697 (513 amino acids)
Molecular function (GO): protein binding; mRNA binding
Source: RefSeq, a predicted model, not a curated record